Messenger RNA from Brachypodium distachyon (stiff brome), 1937 nucleotides. RefSeq lists its product as uncharacterized. Lineage: Eukaryota; Viridiplantae; Streptophyta; Magnoliopsida; Poales; Poaceae. Bases 426 to 1538 code for a protein of 370 amino acids. The transcript has 3 exons. The record is from RefSeq and is a predicted model, not a curated record. Gene Ontology annotation, molecular function: protein binding.
AACUGAUGAGUCACCAAAAUCUUCACCAAUUUUGUACUAGGCAAAUACAGUAUUUGCAAAAAAAUUGCAGGACAAGAGUUGGCAUAAUAACCCAACACACCGAGACAAGUGCUGCGUGGACCCUCCAAUUCCUCCGCCGGACCGCCGCCACAGCGUGCACCGAGAACCAAGCGGAAGCAAACCCAUCACCGGCCAUCCCCAUCCAGAUUACUUUUUUGAGCUUCCACUUGGGCCAAAAUCAGCCCACGGGAUCGAUCCCAGAGAAGCGGAGACCCAGAAUCCUGGCACGCGAUCUCCCGGUCUGCGCCCCCUCUUCCAUCGAUCGUCUAGGCUCGCCCCAAAUCAGCCAAUCCAAUCUCUAGCCCCAAGCCCCAAGCCCCAAGCCCCCAAGCCCUAGCCAGCCCAGCGCGCCGCCAGCGUCCACCAUGACCUCGUGCCACCCGCCGCCGUCGCCGGAGCUUCCCGGCGACCUCAUCCCUCGGAUCCUCCUCCGCAUCCCGCCGGACAUGCCAGAAUGCCUCGUCCGUGCCUUCUGCGUCUGCCAGUCCUGGCGCUGCAUCCUCUCAGACCCCGCCUUCUGCCGCCGCUACCGCGAGUUUCACCGCACGCCGCCCCUGCUCGGGUUCGUCCGCAGCCAAUCCCGUAACAAGAUCUACACCAGUUUCGUCCCCGCCACGGCCUUCCGCCCGACCACCACCGUCCACCACGACUGGCUCGUCUGCGAUGCUCGCCACGGCCGCGUGCUCUUCAACGAUCUUGCACGCAAGGACUUGGUCGUCUGGGACCCCAUCACCGGCAUCCAUACCCGGUUGCCCUUGCCUUCGCCGGCUGUGGAAGAGAGCGCAUUAACGGUGUAUUGCGCCGCUGUUGGCUGUGACCACCGUGGCUGCCACGGUGGCCCCUUCCUCGUGGCAUUCGUGUGCGAACGCAGUGCAGCGCACCACAAUCUGAUGUCCGUGCACGUCUACUUGUCAGAAGAUGGCACAUGGAGCUACGACAUGACCUCCAAGAAGCUCCCAGUUGGGCAAUCGGGUUCCACCGUCGUCAGCCAUAACAGCAUUGCAGAGAACACAAUCAACAUCCGCUGGAAAACCAAAAUCUUGGAGUACAACAUGGGAGACCGGAAACUAAAGGUGAUCAACCUACCGUCUGGGUACCAGGGAAGCUCUACUGUACUCAUGACGGCGGAGGAUGGCACGCUCGGGUUUGCCACUGUGGAGGAUUUAUCCAGGCUAUGCCUGUGGUCGAGGAAGCCCGAUCCCAAUGGAGCUUUGGCAUGGGCGCAAUACAGAAGCAUUGAGCUCAAUACGGUACUCCCUGUCCGUUCCUUAUGGUCAAAAGUGGUAGGCUACGCAGAUGGCUUUGGUGUCAUUUUCAUACAGAGACAAGAUGGGUUGUUCACCAUUGAGCUCAACUCAGACCGGGUUAAGAAGGUAUACAGCGAAGUGGGAGCCACCCAUCCACUCGCUCAGCGAAUAUUUCCGUACAUGAGCUUCUACACUCUAGACCAUGCUAGAGGCAUAGUGCCACUGCCAUGAAGACAAUGACAAUCCAGCACCAUGAGCUGCUGCCAUUUUUGCAUGAUGAAUCCUGGAGCUUCAUGGGUAGUAUCGAAGCUCCUGUGGAGAAAUGUGGAGCUUUUGACUGUAGUUGCUCAGUCCUCUCUAGCUAGUCGCUCUAACCGUAUAAUAGGAUUAUUAGUUUGGUCAUUGCUUGAGCACUGCUUUCUGGCUAUCUUGCUUUUACUUCAUUUAGUUGUACUGCUUUCUGGUUAUCUUGCGUUUAGUUCAUUCAGUUUGAAAAAUAUGUUCAAUCUUGGGAAUGAGAGCAAACUGAGGAGUGGCUAUUCAUCAUUGUCCUAACACUACUGAUUGAGGAAGUACAAAGACACAAGAGGGGACAAUGAAAUAUCAAUUAGGCAGAACAGCCGUGAACCA